Molecule: messenger RNA, 906 nt
Organism: Clonostachys rhizophaga
Lineage: Eukaryota; Fungi; Ascomycota; Sordariomycetes; Hypocreales; Bionectriaceae
Source: the annotation of a GenBank genome assembly
AUGUCCAUCUCUUCCUCUCCUUACGCUAAACAAUACGCAAACCACCAGGGCCCCAACGAUGGCAGGCCUACAGGGUCACACAUCGUCAAGGAUUACGGCCUCGAAAACAAGCUCACCGGUAAGGUCGUUCUCGUGACCGGCGCCACCUCAGGAAUUGGGCUGGAGACAGCGCGUGCAAUGCACGAGACUGGUGCAGAUGCUCAAGACUUGAUUGAGGACAUCAAAAAGUCAUACAAGGGCAUAGGCAAGAUUCAACUUCUUGACCUUGACCUUGGUUCCUUGGAUUUCGUCAAGCCGAAGUUCAAGAGUCUGUCCACAACUCUCGAUAUUCUCAUCACAAAUGCUGGCAUUAUGACCACAGCUCCAGGGAGCAGGACCAACGAAGGAUUCAACAUGCAAUUUGGCAUCAACCACUUGGGCCAUUAUACUCUAACUGCCCAAUUACUGCCGCUUCUUAUCCGCUCCAGCACAUACGAAUUCAAUUCACGGGUUGUGGCCAUCACUUCGAGUGCACAUCGGCUCUCCUCGAUCUGGUGGGAUGAUUUAAACUUGACCAAAACUGACGAUUCCAAAACCGCAAACUUGUGGAUGGCAAAUUACAUUGACCGAAAAUACGGUCCACGAGGGGUCCAUGCCAGCGCAGCCAACCCCGAAAUGAUCUGCACUGGCAUUCUUGACGACUUAGACCCUAUCACUAGCGAGCAAUGGAAGAACGACAAGAGUGCUGGAUAUCAUGCAGUCCCCCGCUCAAGGAUCGACAACAACCUUUCUCCUGCGUGGGAAGGAAAGGGCGGGAAAAACCUCGUUGCAUGCGGUGCCGGUGAGCCUUUGAAGGAUGUGAACUCGGUUGUGGACCCAGAGUAUGCUGCUCACGCCUAUGAUGAGGAAGGGGAGGACCGACUAUAG